AUGUCUAGAAGUGCAACGGUCGUCAAAACGAAUGAGCCCAUUACAUUCCCUGUCUUGACCUAUUCCGACGCUUUACCCAGAAAUGACCUGCGCCCCAUCAUGAACAACCCUCUUUCACAAAAUCACUAUAACUUCUUUCCCCAGCCCGGUGCAGGCGAUGGAAAAGGCCCGUCCCCAAAUACAGUCUCCAAGUUCGACUUCCGACUGACAGUACCGCCUGAUGAAGCCAUCCCUGCUACCAGGCGGAAGCACAACCGCAGCCCGCUAGGGCAGCACACCAUUGGCGUGGCACUAGGAAGCCCAGAUAUAGCCAACCCGUCAGCAGCGAGAUUUAGAACGUCUAUCUCCACGCAUCGACCGCCCAAGGCAAGCAAGUGGAAGAAGAUUGGCGGAUUAUUCAAAGCAAAGAAUGGAUUCCAAGCAGGCGCUCAACGCCCGCCAUCAAUCCGUACAAAGCAAGUCGAAGAAAACAGAGCGCUUAGCAAGCCAUUGCAGAGGAAAGUCUCGACGGCGAAAACUGAUGCUAGCGCUCACGCUGCAGCAAGCAAAGGAGCCCCAAAGCGCAGUGGCACCCGGUCACGAAAGGUCUCGCUGUCAAAAAAGCCCAAGGGGAAUGCAUCCGAUGAAAUUCCUCUCUUACAAAGCCCGCUCCUGCAGGUUGAUAUUCCAGAUACUCAGAUGGAGCGGUAUAGCGUCAUGUUUGAGAACGUUAUCCCCAAGAACAAUACUCCUCUGCUGGCCAGGAGAAGCAAGACCCUCGGCAAUCUGAAAGUGCCAAAUGCUCAGCAAUUUAUCGCAACAAACAACCCACCACGCCGCCGCGCAACGUCCCCAGCACGAACCAACUUCAGCUUAUUCCCAACAUCCCAACCAGCAAAGGCAGCACAGGUCCUGGGAAUGCACAACUACUCCCGCAAGCCAAGUCCACUGAAGCAGUCAAGCAUUUUCCAACGAAAGUCAUCAUCACAAGCAUCCACCGACGGCCCACAAUCAAUUCUAGAAUCCCUCCUAGACAAGCAAAGCGCGACAUUCUUCGAAUCACCCACAAUGUCCAACCCCUUCUCAGACCAACAACGAAUAAACACCCCCCAAUCAUCACGAAUACACACCCCAAACUCAAUAUCCUCAAAAGACAAACCCCUCCCCGCAAUCCGCGGCCAGCCAAUCACGAUCAUGAAAGCAUCUUCACGACACCAAGUAAAUCCAGUAGUCCAAUGGGAGAAAGACUACCGGCACAAUCACGCUCGGAACCCCCAGAAUCAAUUCCUCUCACCACCAGCACCACCAGCACCCAUUAAAGACAGCACCCCACCAAGCGCAUCCUCCCUCCCCCUCCCCGGGGAGAUCUCAACAGGACCAUUCUUCCGCACGAUGUCCGCAGAGCUAGUCACAAUAGGCCUAGGCUCUAACAAGCCAACCUCGAGCACAAAGCCCGUUGAGAAAGAAGCCAAGAAGCAGCAAAUCCCCGCCAUCUCACUCUCGCGAUCAUUGUCCAUACGUGCAGAGCAGAUGGCCGUUGCGCGAUCCCUUUCCGUGCGCGGUGCGAGAAAGGUUCUUAUUCCUGUCGGCGCUAAAGUCGAUCAUAUUACUGGUGAUGAACGAUUCGUUGAACGGAGGGCCCAUACGCCGCAGAUUACAGAUGGUCGAUAUCGACGGCAGCUUGCUAUGUCGCAGGAAUUGUUGAUCGAGUCCAUUUGA
Messenger RNA from Penicillium taxi, 1698 nucleotides. RefSeq lists its product as uncharacterized. NCBI's taxonomy places the organism in Eukaryota, Fungi, Ascomycota, Eurotiomycetes, Eurotiales, Aspergillaceae. The record is from RefSeq and is a predicted model, not a curated record. The transcript is spliced from 2 exons. The coding region runs from base 1 to 1698 and encodes 565 amino acids.